AUGGAGGUCAACUCCACAGAAGCCAGCAGCAGCUCCCAGGCAGGCACCGGCUGGCUGGAUCUUACCCUUGUCACCUGCACUGAGACGGUGACUUUCACAGAAGUGGGGGCAGAAGAGGAGUGGGGAUCCUUUUACUAUUCCUUUAAGACAGAGCAGCUGGUGACUCUUUGGAUUCUCUUCAUUGUCACAAUUGCUGGAAAUGGCACCGUGCUCUUCUCUACCUGGAGGAGGAAGCGGAAAUCUCGAAUGACCUACUUUGUUACUCAGCUGGCAAUCACAGACUCAUUCACAGGACUCAUCAACAUCAUGACUGACAUCAUCUGGCGCUACACUGGAGAUUUUAUGGCCCCUGAUAUCGUUUGCAGGAUCGUUCGCUACUUCCAGGUGGUCCUUCUCUAUGCCUCGACUUACGUCCUCGUKUCACUAAGCAUAGACCGCUAUCAUGCCAUAGUUUACCCCAUGAAGUUCUUGCAAGGAGAAAGACAGGCGAAAGUGCUUGUUGGAGUGGCCUGGAGCCUCUCUUUCCUGUUUUCCAUACCAACUCUGAUUAUUUUUGGGAAGCGGCAGCUCUCCAAUGGGGAAGUGCAGUGCUGGGCUAUCUGGCCUGAUGACUCCUACUGGAUCCCCUACAUGACCGUGGUGGCUUUCCUGGUGUAUUUCAUUCCUCUGAUCAUUAUCAGUGUCAUAUACUCAAUUGUGAUUCGAACCAUCUGGAUGAAGAGCAAAGCUCAGGCUGUCAUCAUAUCCAGCUGUCCUGGUGGCAAAACCUCCACUGGCUACACCAGUCGUGGGUUCAUAUCCAGGGCGAAAGUGAAAGCGAUCAAGUACAGCAUUGUAAUCAUCCUUGCAUUYGUUCUCUGUUGGAGCCCUUACUUUCUUUUUGAUAUCCUGGACAACUUCAACAUACUGCCUGAGACCAAAGAGCGCUUCUACGCAUCCGUGAUUAUUCAGAACCUGCCGGCCUUGAACAGCGCCAUCAACCCCCUCAUCUACUGCUUCUUCAGCAACAGCCUCUGCCCCCCUUUCGAGGAAAAAAGAACUCCAAGGCUGGGGGGGACUUUCCGGGAAAGGAGCGACGGAGGGCAGGAGAUGCAGGUGCUGUCCAAACCAGAAUACAUCUAGCACAGACAAUGCUCUGCAAACCCACGCUGGCACCUGUACAGAGGAGAACAGAGGCCCCCACAAGCCCUGUGCACUGUGAAGUGGAUGUUCACUGGCUGGCAAGAGCCUGACUUUAUGCUCUUGUGCACCUUACAGCACAUAUAUUUUGGAUGGGUACCACAGCUUCAUCARUUGCUGCCAGUGCCAGGCUCAGUUUGAAGGGUGUGCAUGCCUCUGUUGUGAGGCUUCUUGACCCUCUGUUUAAAGCAAGCUGUAAUCUACAUGUGCUCCAAACAGCAAAAAUAAUUGUAAAUGGUGUCUAGUCAGAGUCUUCUCUAUUUUUCAGGAGCGGCUAAAAGCCAUCUACUGUACCAUCUGGCUCAUAUAAUAGAGUGUUUGCAAGUAAUUACAGAGCAAGGACCCCAGUUAAAAUGAAAACACAGGCACUUUUCCCARUGAGAACACACCAUUGUCACUCUAUGAAAUUAUAUGCAGAACCACUUACAAAGUCAUUGCCAGAGAAGCUGGGAAUGGAGGGCUGGGAUACUGCCUGCCACCUCUCCUGGCCCAGCUUCUCAGCUCACACCAGCUGCACUGCCUCUGUAGCUCUUCCUCUGCUUCCAGUGUGAUAUUUCCCUGCUGUCCAACCUUGGCACAUUGGUGCAUCCCAAAUCCCAAGAGGGCUCACACAUGAUACAUCUGGACAGCCAUUUAUUUCUGGCUACUAUCAAAAUGUUCACCAGCCCCUCCCAGACCCCAUGGAGCAUCCCAC
This is a messenger RNA of Malurus melanocephalus (red-backed fairy wren), 1873 nucleotides long. RefSeq names its product neuropeptide S receptor 1 (gene NPSR1). NCBI's taxonomy places the organism in Eukaryota, Metazoa, Chordata, Aves, Passeriformes, Maluridae. The record is from RefSeq and is a predicted model, not a curated record. Gene Ontology annotation, cellular component: membrane; cytoplasm. The transcript has 9 exons. Gene Ontology annotation, molecular function: neuropeptide receptor activity; vasopressin receptor activity. Bases 1 to 1122 code for a protein of 373 amino acids. Gene Ontology annotation, biological process: neuropeptide signaling pathway; positive regulation of release of sequestered calcium ion into cytosol.